Chrysochloris asiatica (Cape golden mole) is the source of this 702-nucleotide messenger RNA. Its product is annotated as olfactory receptor 7G3-like. The coding region runs from base 1 to 702 and encodes 233 amino acids. Gene Ontology annotation, biological process: G protein-coupled receptor signaling pathway. NCBI's taxonomy places the organism in Eukaryota, Metazoa, Chordata, Mammalia, Afrosoricida, Chrysochloridae. The transcript has 2 exons. Gene Ontology annotation, cellular component: membrane. The record is from RefSeq and is a predicted model, not a curated record. Gene Ontology annotation, molecular function: olfactory receptor activity.
AUGGGCCUAGAACAUUUUUCCUACCAAACUGAAGAGAAAUGUGAAAUCUCCAGGUUCAUUUCAGUCUGCUUUGUCCUAACUUUUGCUGGACUAGAAAAUGGAAUUCUAGUAAUGAUGGCUUAUGAUAGAUUUGUGGCUAUUUGUCACCCACUGAGGUACACAACCAUCAUGAACCCAAAACUUUGUGGGCUGUCCGUUGUGUUGUCCUUCCUCAUUAGUGUUCUGGAUGGCCUGCUCCACACAAUGAUGGCACUGCGACUGUCUUUCUGCACAAAUAUGCAAAUUCCCCACUUCUUUUGUGAAUUAGCUCAUAUUCUCAAGCUUGCCUGCUCUGAUAUUCUCAUCAAUAACAUCUUGGUCUAUGUAGUGACCAGUCUUUUGGGUGUUGUUCCUCUUUCUGGAAUAAUUUUCUCUUAUACUCAGAUUGUAUCCUCUGUCCUGAAAAUUCCAUCAGUUGGUGGAAAGUAUAAGGCUUUUUCCAUUUGUGGAUCACACUUAAUAGUUGUUUCCUUAUUCUAUGGGACAGGUUUUGGGGUGUACCUUAGUUCUGAAGGAACUCACUCCUCUAAGAAGAGUGCAAUUGCCUCCAUAAUGUAUACUGUGGUCACCCCUCUGAUGAACCCCUUUAUCUAUAGUCUGAGGAACAAGGACAUGAUGGGGGCUUUGAAGAAGCUCAUCUCUAGAAUACUUUCUUUCCAUUGA